Messenger RNA from Diceros bicornis minor, 720 nucleotides. Its product is annotated as bone marrow proteoglycan-like. Lineage: Eukaryota; Metazoa; Chordata; Mammalia; Perissodactyla; Rhinocerotidae. The transcript is spliced from 5 exons. The coding region runs from base 18 to 695 and encodes 225 amino acids. The record is from RefSeq and is a predicted model, not a curated record. Gene Ontology annotation, biological process: immune response.
UGCAGGACAGAGCCAAGAUGAGACUCCCCCUACUUCUGGCUCUUCUAUUUGGGGCAGUUUCAGCUCUUCAUCUGAGGACUGAAACGUCCAACUUUGAGAACACCUUGGGAGAGGCGACCCUACCUCAGGAUGGGGAGAUGCCCAAACGUGUGGCAAUAGAGGCUGCUGUGGAGGGACUGAUGCUGCCAGAGGAAGAGGAGGAAGGGUGCUCUGGAAGUGAAGACGCCCCUGAGGAAGAGGGGGCUGUCCAGUCUGUCUCAGCCCUAGGUGAGGUGGACAAGGAUUUUCAGUGCCCCAAGGAAGAAGAUACAGUAAAACUGGUGGGCAUCCCUGGAUGCAAGACCUGCGGCUUAGUUCUUGUGAAGAAGGCGAGGAGGUUUAAGGAAGCUCAGUAUACUUGCCGGAGGUGCUACCGGGGCAACCUUGUCUCCAUCCACAACCGCCACUUUAACAACCGCGUCUGGCGCUCAGUCAGAGGCAUCAACCGGGCUCAAGUCUGGAUUGGAGGCGCAGUCACACGUGCAGGUCACUGCAGGCGCUUCUACUGGAUGGACGGGAGUGCCUGGAACUUUUGGUACUGGGCUCGCGGCCAGCCUGCUGCCUAUGGUGGCCACUGUGUGUCCAUGUAUACCCAAGGAGGCCGCUGGAGACGAUCUUCUUGCAACAGGUCGCUCCCCUUCAUCUGUUACCACUGAGCUGGACCCAGCCAGGAGUUCAAAG